Messenger RNA from Mercurialis annua (annual mercury), 1265 nucleotides. RefSeq lists its product as uncharacterized. Gene Ontology annotation, molecular function: catalytic activity. The transcript has 4 exons. The coding region runs from base 124 to 1080 and encodes 318 amino acids. NCBI's taxonomy places the organism in Eukaryota, Viridiplantae, Streptophyta, Magnoliopsida, Malpighiales, Euphorbiaceae. The record is from RefSeq and is a predicted model, not a curated record.
UACCCAACACCAAACCAUCUCUUCCUUUACUUUUAAAACCCAUUAUUUCACAUUAUUACAUUUCUACAAUAUUACAACACAAGCACACACUUCGCAUUCAAACACAAAGAAAUAGAAGCACAAAUGGUGAACCUCGUAGCAGCUCAAAAGCCCUUACUGCAUGGCCUAAUGAAAAUGGCAGGGGUUAAACCCUACACACUCGAGAUCGAGCCAGGCACAAUCAUGAACCUCUGGGUUCCCAACGAAACCAUUCCAAACCCGAAAAAAGGCGAAAAAUCUACCAAAUCCCAAACCUUAAAUAAACCUGAAAAACCAGUUGUUGUCCUAAUCCAUGGCUUUGCUGCAGAAGGUAUUGUAACAUGGCAAUUCCAAGUUGGCGCUUUAGCCAAAAAGUACUCGGUCUACAUCCCCGACCUUCUCUUCUUCGGCGGCUCUAUCACCGAUAAAACAGACCGGUCACCGACGUUUCAAGCUGAAACGUUGGUGAAGGGUUUAAAGAGGGUGGGAGUGGAGAAGUGUACGUUGGUGGGGUUUAGCUAUGGCGGUAUGGUAGCUUUCAAGAUGGCUGAGAUGUAUCCUGAGCUAGUUGAAGCAAUGGUUGUGUCUGGUUCGAUCUUGGCUAUGACCGACUCGAUCAGUGAUUCAACAUUGAGUAGGCUUGGGUUCAAAUCUUCGGCUGAGCUCUUGCUUCCGACUUGUGUGAAAGGACUUAAAGCUCUGCUUUCUGUAGCUGCUUACAAGAAGCUUUGGUUCCCUAAUUUCCUUCACAAAGACUUUCUUGAGGUAAUGUUUAAUAACAGGAAUGAGAGAGCUGAACUACUAGAAGGACUUGUUAUUAGCAACAAAGACACUGCCAUCCCUAAAUUUCCUCAGAAAAUACAUCUUCUAUGGGGCGAAAACGAUGAAAUAUUCAAUCUCGAACUUGCACAGAACAUGAAAGGGCAACUGGGAGAAAAUGCAACAUUUCAAGGAAUAGAGAAAGCUGGGCAUUUGGUUCAUCUCGAAAGGCCGUGUGUCUACAACCGGCAUCUCGAGAAGUUUCUUUCUUCCGUGCAAGAAGGGCAUCGAGCAGAAAAGUAACACUGCUUAUCUGUUUACUAUACCCUUCUCUUUAGUUAUGCUCCUCUUCUAUUUGUAAUCUUUUCCACUAGUUAUGCUACCAUUACAUUCAGAAAUCAUAAAUCACCUUUUGAUCAUCUAUGAAGCAAACAUGAUGUUAUCCAAUGAAUUUAAACAAAACUCCCCCACAUUUUAUUUUUCUUUUA